Molecule: messenger RNA, 3855 nt
Organism: Branchiostoma belcheri (Belcher's lancelet)
Lineage: Eukaryota; Metazoa; Chordata; Leptocardii; Amphioxiformes; Branchiostomatidae
Exons: 26
Coding region: 1-3855 (1284 amino acids)
Source: RefSeq, a predicted model, not a curated record
AUGAAGAAGGCAUUCUUCACCAUGAAGAAGGCAGUGGGGGUAGGCCUACCCUUGGUGCUGAUUCUGGCUGUUUCCGUGUAUCUCAUCGGAACUUUGUCAUGGGAGGAGGAACAAUUGUCGAAACCCGGACACCGCGUCAUCAAAAGGUCCAUUUCAUUGCCGCAUGCUGAUCUUCACGAAGUUCUCAGGACAGCGGCUUCUGAACACGCCCCCGAAUACGUGAAGAACCACGCCCUUGUUCAAGACGCCCUCCGAGCAGCUGCUGGUAAGGACGCCCCUGACUACCUGAAGAACCGGGCCGUUGGGCAGGAACCGCUCCAAGCAGUAGCUGCUGACGAAGACGCCCCUGUCUACGUGAAAAACCCCGCCAUUGUUCGAGAUGUCCCCAGGGCAGAAGCUGCGGAAAACGUCUACGUGAAGAACCCGGAGAUUGUACAAGAAGCCCCACGAGCAUCAGCUGUUGAAGACGCCCCUGCCUACGUGAACAAACUCGCAAUUGUUCGAGAUGCCCCCCGAGCAGAAGCUACCAAAGACGUCUACGUGAAGAACCCGGAGAUUGUACAAGAAGCCCCCCGAGCAGCUGCUGCCGAGGACUCUCUUGACUACUUGAAGAACCAGGCUCUUGUUCAAGAUGCUCUCCGAGAAGCAGCUGCUGAAGACGCACCGACUGACGCCAAGGACAAGCGCUUCGUCCCCGCCAUUGCGAAUCUUGCUGGGCAGCUUUUUUCAUCAGAAGGUGGCUUCGACGCAGACAAAUUGACAGAGACGAUCAAGAAGCUGGGCAGUAUGGAGAACAUGGCACCGGACAUCAUGGCCCAAAGUGUGCAGCAUGAGGCUGAAGUCGAGGCACAAGUGGAAAAACAGGUUGCUCAGGAAACGGUUGAUAAAAUACUUGGAACAUAUGAACAUGACAAGAAAGAUGCAGAUGGCGAUGGUGAUGAUGAUGGUGGCGGAGGCGGCGGUGGAGAUCAUGAGAUCAAGGCUGAGGUGGACUUUGUUGCAGACAAGGGUAUGGUACAGGAUGACAUGUUCGCUCCACCAGGAUUGCACAUGAGGGUAGACGUUGAGCAAGACCCCGGGAAGGACGGCGAACCCGAUCAAAGCUCUCAACCAAUGGCGUACGGCUAUCCCGUGGGGAUGGGCGCUGCUCUGAUGAACGGCUGUUUCGGGACAGGAUACAAAGCAGGAGAUCCGUGCUACAACGUCAGGGACGUCAUCCCGGCAUGUUACAACAUGAUGGAGGGGUGUGGCUACAUCGGGGUUGGCUUCGAUGGUCGCGGAGACUACAGCAGCACGUCAAGAAGGAAAUCAGUCGUGCAGCGGAACUGUAAAAACCUGGCUACGUAUGAAAUCUUCCUGGAUGAAAUCUCGCCGGAUACCCUGAGUCUGCCCUUCCUGAGGGACUUCUUGGCCCUUCCGACUAAUUUCAUCCUUGGGAAAUUAGCGCUUCAAAAGUUCAUCAUCCGCUAUGGGACCCACUUCAUCAAGUCAGCAAAGUUCGGUGGUUCCUUCAGACUGUUCAAGACUCAGGAGGCUUCCAAGACUGAAAGUCUUGAAGACUUCUCCAUUCAGGCCCAGGCCUCUUACAAUUCUCUUUUCUUCAACGCCGGAGGUCACUUUGGAGUUGGAUCUUCCAAGGGAUCAUCCCAGUCUGAUAAGACUUCCAGCACCCACGUGACAGUGGAAGGAGGCGACCAGGAAGUUGCCUCCAUCGUCGCUGACUUCUACUCAACCGGCUUCAAGGACACCUUCACCGAGUGGCUAAAGUCCAUCCCCACCUACCCCAAACCCAUCGAGAUGUUCAUGGGCACCAUGUCAGAACUCCUCAACUUGAACUACAAACUUCUCUUCCCUUUUGACAUCACGGAUGUUGCAGACGGAUGCUUCAGCCAAAGCCUCAAGACCGAGGAAGGCACGGGAAGGAAGUAUUAUGAGGUCGGUAAAAUGGUGAACAACAGCCAAGGAGUGAUGAAACCAGUAAAAGAGAAACGGUACUGUGACUUCACAUCUGCAGAUAAGUUUGAAAAAGAAAUGGACAAGAAACGACUGGCGCUGGAAAGGGCGAUUGCUGUUUACAUGGAAGAGGGACCAGUACCCACCACGGAUUUCCGUCUAGAGGGGGGCAAACCUGGAUGUACUUCUCAGGCCUUGAAGGUCAAGGGGGGUAUCUCUGGUACUACCUCCCCCACAUGGAUGGAACUCAUCAACGGGGACACGUAUAAGCUCAUCUUUGAUCUUCCUGAAAACAUCAACGACGACAUUACGAAGAGCAAAGAAGUCUUCUUGGUUUUUGCCUUACAAAGAUGGAACUGCCAUGCGCCCGGGGCCGAAGUGCACAUGUACAACAGCCGAAACAAUGGUGAAAGUGGUGACACCAGAAAGAAAAAGGUCUCCUGCUAUGGUUUUGUGAUGACAUACCAGGAAGCAUCCGGGACGUUUAUUGUCACACAAGAAGAUCAAGACGCUUCCACGCAGGUUUUGGGGCGGUUACCUCGCAGCUACGUAGACUGGACUGUUGCCAGAGCCGAAUAUGUCAGCCCGAUGGAGCACGCCCGGGCAACAGGUGGUGCUUUAGCGAAUAUCGUUCAGGCUCCCUGUCAUGUGAAGUGGUCCAACUCGUACCAGAUCAAACCUGCGGAAGAGGGAGGAAGGUGCCUGUACUUCGUUGCGGCGUCUGCAGGCGACAUUUUUGCCGUGUUCUCCGCCAUUCCGAGGGACGUGUCCACCUGGUACCAUCUCCAGAUCAGUUAUCAAGGUGUUGCUCUCUACAAGGGAAUGAAGCUAGUGAAGUACGAGGGAGCGAAGAGUGCCCGAAGUCUCGGUGACUCCAAAUUGUUCCAGCCUUACUUCAUUUGCCUGGAGGAAGACGCAGAGAUGAUGAGAACCUACAUCAAAUACGGCGUCGGCUCGGACACUUCCGAGACAGGCCUGGUCUACAUGGUCUACAUUUAUCAGGGUCCACCAUUGGGCAUUCGCUUCUACUCCUUCGGCAGCGGUGAAAAGCCAGUAGAGAUCAUGGACGCUCGAGUCAUCGAGGGAGGGGCAACCGGAGACAUGGAAUGUACAGGAGGAACUGUACUGAAGGACGGGAUAUGUGUUGAAGACUGUCAUCCCGAGUGUAACGGAUGUAUUCCAACGUCUCCUGGAUCCAAGCUCAAUACGGAAUGCCGCUCCUGCAAGCACGUUUCCUUCAAGAACGAAGCGGGAAGAACCGAGUGCAUCGCAGAAUGCCCAACCGGGACCCAACCUGCUGGCGUCGAUGGAAGGACUUGCUUGGGUGUCAAUGUCGCCAUGGGUAAGACAGCGUACCAAAGCAGCACCGGAACUGGACCUGCUAGCCGGGCCGUAGACGGGAUCACCGACGGCGACUUUGAGUCUAGCUCCUGCUCUCACACCAAGUUAGACACCGGAGAGCCUUACCCGAGUUGGUGGGUGGAUCUGGGACAACCGAUGCAGAUUGGCAGGGUGGUCAUCUGGAACCGCAUGGACUGCUGCUCGGAUAGAAUCAACGACUUCAACAUCCACAUCGGCAAUAACACACAGGUGAGCCUGAACCCCAAGUGCGGUGGCAACCAUAGAAUCGAGGACCUGGGACAGCAGAAAAUCACCAUCAAUUGCCCGGGGAUGUGGGGACGGUACGUGGGCGUGCGUCUCCCCGGGUACAAGCGAAUUCUGAGCCUGUGUGAGGUCCAAGCAUUUGCCGCCCUAGUCAUGCCGAACACACGGCUCUCUCGUAAGAGGAAACGGCAGAACACGCCCAAGGACCCUGAAGACCCGCCCAGAGACCCCAAGAAUCCGUCCAAAGACCCCAAGAAGUCGCGCAAAGAUUCCAAGGACCCUACCGACAACACAUGA